CUUCAAGAAGACUGACCCGGAUUGCCACCGACUGCAGAUGGGGCUUUUUGGGGGCCUUCUCUCUCUGUCAGUGUCGGGUCCGACACUGUCAGGCUUUGACUCUGCAGAACGGCGCUGAUUCUCGAAGAAGUUGCAGCUGAGCAUCAUGCCCAUGGCUGCCUCCGCCAGCUCUACGAAAGUUCUGGGUCUGCCGCAAUGUGGACAGGUUGGGGAUCGAGUGGAGCAGACGGACAGGAUAGAGACUGGGGGCCGUUCCAUCUUUACGCAGGCUCAGCAGAAGUCUCUCAGGUUCCGUCCGGUCUGCAUACGUGUUGGCUCGCGCGCUUUUACCAGUCGUGGACGACAAGUUGAGGGAGGUCCUCAGAUAAGGUGCCAGGCUGCUCAAUCGGAGGGCUCUUCUUCGCCCUCUGAAACCACCACCCCAAACCGUUCGUUGCUUUGCCAAAAUUGUGAUGGGAAUGGAGCGGUGCCGUGUGGCCAAUGCAAGGGCACCGGCGUGAACCAGGAGGACAAGUUUGACGGGCGAUUCAAGGCCGGCCAGACGUGCUGGUUGUGCAGGGGAAAGAGGCAGAUGCUGUGUGGAGAGUGCAAUGGAGCAGGCUUCGUUGGGGGUUUCAUGAGCACGCAAAGCGACUGACCGGGGCGGGGCUCGCACCUGUUAUAGAAGUGGUGUUGCUUUUACAAUAUCUGCUUGUAAAUAACUUGGUGAUUUGUUUGGUCGUUUUUGGCGCACAUAUUCCUGUGCUCAAGUAUCAAUUUAGUUGCGUGCAGGCUUUAUCUAAUGCAAAUGGAAGUGGGUAUGCUCAUGGCCAUUCAAACAAACGGGGUUUUUGACUUCUUCAAACUUGUUGAUGUACAGAACGUUGGUGCAUGA
This is a messenger RNA of Klebsormidium nitens, 874 nucleotides long. The record is from the annotation of a GenBank genome assembly. NCBI's taxonomy places the organism in Eukaryota, Viridiplantae, Streptophyta, Klebsormidiophyceae, Klebsormidiales, Klebsormidiaceae.